This is a messenger RNA of Saccoglossus kowalevskii, 1351 nucleotides long. Its product is annotated as protein SpAN-like. Gene Ontology annotation, molecular function: metalloendopeptidase activity; zinc ion binding. Lineage: Eukaryota; Metazoa; Hemichordata; Enteropneusta; Harrimaniidae. Gene Ontology annotation, biological process: proteolysis. The record is from RefSeq and is a predicted model, not a curated record.
AUGGAAAAUACUCAGGCAGUAUUAUUAAUGAUAUUAGUGAUUGGGAUAUAUGAAAUGAACGCGAAACAUCUCAAAUCCCCGACACAUUUAUUAUCUAAGACUCAUCUUCUGUUGCCAUCUCAGAAACAUUAUCAGCCCCCAGAACAAGAAGCAACUGACGGCUGCUUCCAAUCUGAUAUCAAAUUAACCAAAGACCAAUCUGAAACACUUCGAGCCAUCGAGCUACAAACCACACAAAGAAGAUUGGGUAGAAGAAAGGCCAUUGCUGUUCUGGCGCGGCGCUGGCCAGAUGGCAUCGUGCCCUAUGAAAUAUCAUCUUCAAGCCAAGUUGAUACUGAUGCAAUAUUAGAAGCAAUAGACCACUGGGAGACCAAUACUUGUCUUGAGUUUCCGCCUUACAAUUCAACCGUACAUACGUCGUGGAUACGAUUCAUUAAAGACGUUGGAUGUUGGUCUUACGUUGGCCGUGUUGGUGGAGGUUACCAAAACAUUUCGAUAGGAUUCACAUGUGAAAUGUUUGGCACUAUUGUGCAUGAAAUUGGCCAUGCGAUUGGUUUCUGGCAUGAACAUAGUCGUCUGGACAGAGACAAUUAUGUGACCAUUCACUUCGAAAACAUUGAAACUGGCGCAGAACACAACUUCCAGAAAUACAGUUCAUUAGCUGGUGACAGUUAUAACGUAACAUACGAUGUAGGAUCAAUAAUGCAUUAUGGAGACAAGUAUUUCAGCAAAAACAAUCUCACUACAAUAACUGCAAUUAAUCCAGCUGAACAAUCAAUAAUGGGUCAAAGAGAUAGUCUAAGCGAGGCAGACAUUCAGUUAGCUAAACUGAUUUACAAUUGUCCACCUGGAUUAUGCACUGAUAAUUGUAUUUAUGAUGACGAUGGUGAUUGUGACGAUGGUGGUCCUGGAUCUAUUUUCAAGAUAUGUGCUUACGGCUCUGAUUGUACAGACUGCGGAAUUAGACCUGACCCACAAUGUAAUGACUUAUGCAGUUCAAACAACGAUGGAGAAUGUAAUGAUGGCGGGGUUGGGUCUGAGGAUAGUACAUGUGACUACGGUUCAGACUGUGAAGACUGUGGAGUUAGAACUGAUGCACUUUGUGGGACUACUUGCCGCUACAAUGCCGAUGGUGACUGUGAUGACGGUGGUUCCGGCGCUGACUAUAAUUUAUGUACUUUUGGGUCUGACUGCAUGGACUGCGGAGUUAGAUCUUCAACGAUGCCUGAAUUGAAGUAAUCAACGUGAAUCUAAAGGCGAAUAUCUAUAUUGGUAAUAAUAAAUAUAACUAUGUUUAAGUGACAAUUAUCACCUGUAUUUAAGUGAUAUUAAAUGGAACGAGUGUUCGAAA